UGCAGUAAUUAAUAAAGAAUAAAGAAUAAACUCUAUGUUUUGACUACAACUGUAAACCUACCUUUGCCCCACCCUGUAGAAACCUGAAGAUGUUCACUGGCCCAGCCCCCCAAGCCUCUCCUGGAACUUCUCCCACCUGUGCAGGUAGAGACAGGCGUUGUGUUUGCCUGACCUUCGUCAUCUUAGAUGAGAAAUGGAACCAACCUCCUGUCCCCUGCCGGCAGGAGAAUGCCGUCCUGGAGGAGCGUGCUGCAGCAUGGGAUGAGCAGGCUCCGCCAGGCACCCGGGUCAGCGGGUCCAGAUAUAGACAUACCAGUGGAAUCAAAGCGAGCUGCAGAAGGCUCAGCAAAACCCUUCACACAAAGUUCAAGACUGUUACGUAGGCAGGACCUGUUUUCAACUCCUUCCACAGGUGCUUAGCCUGGGGCAGAGUCCCUCUGAGUGGAGGAGGGAGAGUAAUUGGACGUGAGAGGGGGUCUGGAGUGAGGGGUGGGCUUCUCCUUCCCUGGGCUGAGAGGAGGGGACAGUCAGUAGAGACCCACAGGGAGGGAAGAAGGAAGCUGGGGCUGGGCACUUCCCAAGGAGGAAGCAAUGGUGCCGGAUUUUCCCCAGGUGUGGCCAGAGGUAUAAAGGGCGCUGCCAGCUGGCCACGGCCAGGUCUAGCACCUGGUGCACUCCAGGACCACAGCCAGGUGUGCUUGCGACUGCACCCAGCACACACCAGCUGCUCAGAGUCCAGCCGCCACCACGGAGAUGCUCCUCCCUGGCCUUCUGCUUCUGCUCUGGCUAUCUGCCGGCCUGGCCCACCACGGUGCCGCACUCUGGGGAGGUCCCCACAGCCACACCCAUGGGACCCCACGCUGCUACUCAGCCGAGGAGCUGCCCCGGGGCCAGGCUCCUGCACACCUGCUGGCUCGAGCUGCCAAGUGGGAGCAGACUUUGCCAGUAGCCCUGGUGUCCAGCCUGGAGGCAGUGGGCCGUAGGAGGUGGCAGGAGAGGCCCCCAGCUGGGACCCAGUGUCCGGUGCUGCAGCCUGAGGAGGUGCUAGAAGCCGACAUCCACCAGCGCUCCAUCUCGCCCUGGCGAUACCGUGUGGACACGGACGAGAACCGCUACCCACAGAAGCUGGCCGUUGCUGAGUGUCUCUGCAGGGGUUGCAUCAGCGCCAGGACCGGCCGCGAGACAGCAGCGCUCAACUCUGUGCCGCUGCACCAGAGCCUGCUGGUGCUGCGCCGCCGGCCCUGCUCCCUGGACGCAUCCGGGGUACCCACGCCCGGGGCCUUUGCCUUCCACGCGGAGUCCAUCAGAGUACCCAUCGGCUGCACCUGCGUCCUGCCCAGGGUGGUACGGUGACCACUGGCCUCAACUGUCCUGCUGUGCUGUGGGCAGGGAUCACAUCCCAGACUGGACAGUGGGGAUCUCUCUGCAGAGAGGGCCCCUCCUAUUUAUGUGUAUUUAUUGGCUAUUUAUAUGCCCUGGGUGGCCCUGCUUCUGCUGCCCAGGGUCCCUGGGCGGGUACCAGGGCUCCACGCCUCUCGUUUGAGGGAAGAACAGUGAAGAUUGGGCACGGGAAGGGCCAAGUGACCCUGAGCUAGUCAGCCCCCUCUCCACAUCGUUACCUCUCCACACACAGUGGACUAGAGGAAUGUUACUUUUCUAUAACUUCUUAAAACAACAGAAAAUGUGUUCUGAUGGCCCCCACCUUGGUGGUCCCUCUGGGAUCCCCCAAGCUCCUUUCCCCACCACCCGUGUAUUUCUAAAACUAUUUGUUGUAAAUGUGUGUCAUUAAAAUGAUAAACACCCCCUGGA
Myotis davidii is the source of this 1809-nucleotide messenger RNA. It is a transcript of the gene IL17C, whose product is annotated as interleukin 17C. NCBI's taxonomy places the organism in Eukaryota, Metazoa, Chordata, Mammalia, Chiroptera, Vespertilionidae. The record is from RefSeq and is a predicted model, not a curated record. The coding region runs from base 754 to 1353 and encodes 199 amino acids. Gene Ontology annotation, biological process: inflammatory response. Gene Ontology annotation, molecular function: cytokine activity. Gene Ontology annotation, cellular component: extracellular region. The transcript has 3 exons.